CUCUUUUUUCCUUUUUUUAUUUUAUUUUUUUUUAUAGUCAUGUCAAAACCCCAACCUGUAGCUGUAGAAACACCUAGUGAAAACCAAUCUGAAUAUGAACAGAGCCAUGUUCAUGAUGUAUAUGAAGUGAUUGCUUCUCACUUUAGUGAUACUCGUUACAAACCAUGGCCUGUAGUAGAGAACUUUUUAUUUGGUUUACCCAUUGGAAGUCUUGGUGCUGAUGUAGGUUGUGGUAAUGGAAAAUAUAUUGGUAUCAAUCCCAACGUGUUUAUCUCGGGGUCUGAUAGGAGCUCCAACCUCAUUUCUAUUGUACGUGAUCGUGGAUUAGAAGGCAUAGUAGCAGAUGGUAUGGUCUUACCGUAUCGUAAUAAUGCUUUUGACUUUGCUAUUUCCAUUGCUGUGAUUCAUCAUUUUUCUACACCUGAACGACGUAUUGCCGCUAUCGAGGAAUUGUUACGCAUUGUGAAACCAGGAGGAAAAGUACUGGUAUUUGUAUGGGCUUUGGAACAAACGAAAUUCAGUAAACGGAAUUUUCAACCAGGUGAACAAGAUGUGUUUGUACCAUGGACUCUUGCAAAGAAAAAGGAUGAACAAGAUGAUGGUGAACCACCCAAAGUGUACAAUAGAUACUAUCAUUUAUUCAAAAAGGGUGAAUUGGACAACUUGUUUGAACAGAUCAGUAAUGUAUCAAUAGAUAUCAGUGGAUAUGAUAGGGACAAUCACUAUGUUAUUGCCACUAAAAUAUAGAUUUUAUAGAAAUUCCCUCCAUUUGUGAUUUAGUGUUAUUAUUAUUAUUAUUUAUCAUCAUCAUUGUCAUUUAAUUUAUUUCAUUUCUCGUGCUCCCGUCUAUCUUCCCGAUCCAUAAAUUCAUAUAUCAUUUUGUUAUCAUCAUUUACAUUAUCUUCCAAUUAGAUUAUUUUUUUUUACGAUUUAUUACUUUGUUCUAUUACAUUGUGCAACUGAAAUAAAUAUAUUCUUUUUUUUUGUCAUCAUUCCU
Messenger RNA from Halteromyces radiatus, 997 nucleotides. Its product is annotated as S-adenosyl-L-methionine-dependent methyltransferase. Gene Ontology annotation, biological process: tRNA wobble uridine modification. NCBI's taxonomy places the organism in Eukaryota, Fungi, Mucoromycota, Mucoromycetes, Mucorales, Cunninghamellaceae. The record is from RefSeq and is a predicted model, not a curated record. The transcript is spliced from 6 exons. Gene Ontology annotation, cellular component: nucleus; cytoplasm. Bases 40 to 747 code for a protein of 235 amino acids. Gene Ontology annotation, molecular function: tRNA binding; S-adenosylmethionine-dependent methyltransferase activity.